CCUCUCCCACAAUCCAUUUUUCUCAUCCCAAUCCCACUCAGCUUUCUUCUCCAUCAGUCUUUAGCGCACACUAGCACAAAUCAAUUACUUCUCUGUUCCAUUUCCAAAUAAAAAUGGUCUCUUUCCUUCUAAAUCUCUUCCUCGUUUUCUCUCUCUUCCAAAUCUCUUUGGCUUCUAGAAAACUCUCUGAGGUUGGGCAAGACAAGCCCGAUCAGCUCCUGAAAUACCACAACGGCCCUUUGCUUUCGGGUAAAAUCUCGAUCAACCUCAUUUGGUACGGCAAGUUCAAGCCUUCCCAGAGAGCCAUCGUCUCCGAUUUCUUCACCUCCCUCUCAUCUCCUUCCCCUUCCCAGAACAACCAACCAUCGGUCGCCACGUGGUGGAAGCUCACCGAGAAGUACUAUCAUCUCACCUCCCGAAAAUCCCCUCAGCUUUCCCUCACCCUCAACAAGCAAAUCCUCGACAAGAGCUACUCUCUUGGCAAAUCCCUCACCAACAAACAGAUCAUCAACUUGGCUUCCAAAGGUGACCAGAAAAACGCCAUCAACGUCGUCUUGACCUCCGCCGACGUCACUGUCGAUGGGUUCUGUAUGAGCCGGUGUGGGACCCAUGGGUCUUCGGUGGGCUCCAACGCCGGUCACGUCAAAGGGAAGGUCUACAAGUUCGCUUACAUCUGGGUCGGGAACUCAGAGACUCAGUGCCCGGGCCAAUGCGCGUGGCCGCUCCACCAGCCCAUCUACGGCCCACAGAGCCCACCCCUGGUGGCGCCCAACAACGACGUGGGCCUCGACGGGAUGAUCAUCAACCUGGCGAGCCUCUUGGCCGGGACCGUGACAAACCCGUUCGGCAAUGGCUACUUCCAAGGACCGGCAGAGGCGCCGCUGGAGGCCGCGUCGGCUUGUCCUGGAGUGUACGGAAAAGGUGCUUAUCCUGGCUAUGCUGGAAACUUGCUUGUGGACCCCACCACCGGGGCUAGCUACAAUGCUCAUGGUGCUCAUGGGAGGAAGUACUUGCUUCCAGCUUUGUAUGAUCCUUCCACGACAUCUUGUUCGACCUUGGUUUGAGGUGGUGGUAGUGGCUGAUUAGUGACGAGGAGGACUAGCUGAAAUUGUAUACGCGAUAUAGUAGAAGUAGAGUAGUUAAAUUCUUUGAUUUAUUUUUUUGGGUUUGCUAUGGAACUUAUGCGGAUUGAUUAUUAAUAAGAGAAAAGCAAACUGUUUCGGUUUGCUUGUUUUAAUUAACGAA
Morus notabilis is the source of this 1245-nucleotide messenger RNA. Its product is annotated as protein EXORDIUM. The coding region runs from base 114 to 1064 and encodes 316 amino acids. The record is from RefSeq and is a predicted model, not a curated record. NCBI's taxonomy places the organism in Eukaryota, Viridiplantae, Streptophyta, Magnoliopsida, Rosales, Moraceae. The transcript has a single exon.